Molecule: messenger RNA, 1370 nt
Organism: Puntigrus tetrazona (Sumatra barb)
Lineage: Eukaryota; Metazoa; Chordata; Actinopteri; Cypriniformes; Cyprinidae
Product: phospholipase A2, minor isoenzyme-like
Exons: 4
Coding region: 514-1005 (163 amino acids)
Biological process (GO): arachidonate secretion; lipid catabolic process; phospholipid metabolic process
Molecular function (GO): calcium ion binding; phospholipid binding
Source: RefSeq, a predicted model, not a curated record
AAUUAAGCACACUUCUAUUUUUACAACCUCUAUAUUUCUCUUUUACACAGUAAUGAGUGUGAAAUCUGCCAAAUAUGCAAGACCAGCAGUAAGUAAAUACACAUGCAUAAUGGUGUUAUUUGUUGUGAUUUGGAUGAUUUGAAAAAGCUUUUGUGUGCUGAGGGCUGUUUGUACUUAAGAGUUUUGCAACUUUUUCCAAGCCUUAUGCUUUUUUUUUUUUUUUUUUUUUUUUUUUUUUUUUUUUGGAGAAAAAUGAGUUCCUCUUGUACCAGCUGUGCAAAUGGCAAACAUAUGCUGACUUUCCCAAAGAUCUCACACACACACACACACACACACACACGUAGACACAGUACAUAAACACACACAGCUUUGUUACAAAAUUGUAACAGUAUCUGUACAUUUGGGCACUUGUGUGUGUGCAUGUGCAUUAACAUAUCUUACGUGCAUAAUUCACACUUAUCAAUGUGCUCCGCCCAUCAAGGUUAUUUAAAUAAGUUAUAGAGCUAUAAAUAAAUGGCUACUAACACUCGUACCCUUGUAAUCUUCACCAUGAACACCUUCCUGUCUGUUGUGAUCCUGAGCGUGAGUCUGCCCACCUUGCUGGCAACUCUAGACUACAGAGCGCUGUGGCAGUUCAGGGCUAUGAUCCUCUGUACCAUCCCUGAUAGCUGGCCUUUACUGGAUUACGCAGACUACGGAUGUUAUUGUGGAAAAGGAGGCUCCGGCACCCCUGUGGAUGAACUGGACAGGUGCUGUGAAGUGCAUGAUCAGUGUUAUUCUGACUCAUGGCAGCAUGAUGACUGCUGGGGUAUCUUAGACAACCCCUACACUGAAGUCUACUCAUUCUCAUGUGACAAAGCAGCUAGGAAAAUCACCUGCAGUGCUGACAAAAAUCGUCCCUGUGAGAUGUUCAUCUGUGAAUGUGACAGGAAAGCAGCUGAAUGCUUUGCACAGGCGGGUUACAACCCAGAACACGAGCACUAUCCCAGUGAAAACUGCAAAUGAACUGAAACUCCAUUAAAGCUUAGGAUUGUCCCCAAAGUCUUAUUAAAGAUAGCAAUGGAAUAGCAUCAAAAGUUAAUUUUUUUGCUUAUGCCAAUUGAUAUUUAAUUCAUAGCAGACACAUUCUUUGAUCUUAUAUGUUAAUUUAUUCAUGCAAUUAAAGUAUUACUUUUUAAAAAUUAUUAGUCUUUUUUUUCCAGUAAACAUAGUUAUAUAUGUAGUGUUAGAUACUAAGACUUCGGAGAAUACAGUUUCUUGUGAUAGAAUUCAUACACCAUAAUGUGAAAGAAAAAAAAACUGUUUUAACAUCUUUGCAAAUACAUUGAAAAAAAAAACCUAUUCUAUUGCAAAAGUAUUCAUACCCAUAU